AAAUUCAAAAUAUACAACAGUUGUCAAUUGUCAUUCCACUUGUCAUUCUGAUUAAAGCGGUUCAAGUGAACGGUUGUUUAGAAUGUUUGUUUGUGCGAUUUUAUGUAUUUUCAUCGGUUCCACAUUAGGAUAUGUUGACAAAGAUACACCGCCGCAAUGGAGCAGCGUAUAUACCGUUAAAGGAUUGCUAAAUAUUCCUUAUGCUGAGCUUCACGAACCAUUUUAUGCUUGGUUCGAUAGUAAAAAUGGCAAAUCCCGUAUCGACUAUUAUGGCGCUAUGGUCAAAACCUACCAGCUGUCCGCGCCAGUGUACCCGCAAUAUGGCACGUCUAUUAAGAUAGCACCAGUGACGACCGAGAAGGUUCUCAAUCAUGAUACGUGUCUCCAAGUCAAUGGUACCAAAAAUGAAGACAUCAAGAUACAGUCUGUUCUACCAGAUAUGACCGACUUCAAAUAUAUUGGUACAGAAACAAUGCAAGAUUCCGAUACAUCAAAAUGGCGUAUGGUUCAAACAAUCGGCGACAAGAUAAACAAAUACACGAUGUGGGUUAAGUUCAGGAAGAGUUUGAGGGGAAACGCUGUCGCUAUUCCGGUCAGGUAUGAAAUGAAAGGCUACAACUCCCUGCUCGGCUCCCACUACGACCACUAUUAUAUCGACUAUAAGGAUUAUAAUGUGGACGAAAUCGACCAGGACGUGUUCAAGGUGGACUCAGGUUUCAAAUGCACUUCGUUCCCGGGGCCCGGCUCCCGACACUUCGCCACGUUCAACCCGAUGAAGGAGUUCGUGCACCCCGUACACGACGCCCACGUCGCUGACGAGUUCGAGAGGUUUAAAAUUAAGCAUAAUAAGCAGUACGCGUCUGAAAUGGAACAUACGGAAAGAAUAAAUACAUUCAGACAAAAUCUCAGGUUCAUCCACUCCAGCAACCGCGCCCGGCUCGGCUUCACGCUGGCCGUCAACCAGCUCGCCGACCGCUCCGGCGCCGAGCUGGCCGCGCUGCGCGGGCGCCGCCACUCCGCGCCCAGCGCGCUCGGUCUACCUUUCCCCUACGGAACCGCCGAGCUGGAGGAGAUGGCCCCGAAGCUCCCUCCGGAGAUGGACUGGAGGCUGUUCGGAGCCGUUACACCCGUUAAAGAUCAGUCGGUAUGCGGCUCGUGCUGGUCGUUCGGCACGGUGGGUGCUGUGGAAGGAGCCCUGUUUCUGCACAACGGUGGUCACCUCGUGCGACUCAGUCAGCAGGCGCUCGUUGACUGCUCCUGGGGUUUCGGUAACAACGGCUGUGAUGGCGGCGAGGACUUCAGGGCAUAUCAGUGGAUCAUGAAGCACGGUCUGCCCACCGAGGAAGACUAUGGCGGUUAUUUGGGACAGGACGGAUACUGUCACAUCGACAAUGUGACCCUUGUUACUACCAUCAAGGGCUGGGUCAAUGUCACCACCAAGAACGAGAACGCUUUGAAGUUGGCGAUUUUCAAGCACGGACCGAUAUCAGUAGCCAUCGACGCCUCCCACAAGACUUUCAGCUUCUAUUCCAAUGGAGUCUACUAUGAACCUAAAUGCAAAAAUGAAAUAGACCAAUUGGAUCACGCAGUCCUGGCUGUCGGCUACGGUGUCCUCAACGGGCAAAAGUAUUGGCUGAUCAAGAAUUCCUGGUCCAAUCUCUGGGGUAACGACGGAUACGUCCUCAUGUCGAUGAAGGAUGACAACUGUGGCGUCCAAGUGGCUCCAACUUACGUCAUAAUGUAAACGAAGAAAUACUAAGAAAGAUUAUUUUUUAUGUAUAUUAUGCUAAGCUAUAUCAAUGCGGUCUUACUUAUAAAGUUUGUUUAUUGGUUGUUUAGUGAAACUUUGAUAUCUCUUUCUAUCAUGGCUGACUUUACAUUCGAAUGAAGAAGACAGCGUUUAACUAAUUAACCCGUGAAUAAUAUUUAUAGGUACAGCAGUUGGUUAUUAAAUAAAAAAGUGGAUCUUAAAAGCAAUAUAAAUGAAGAAUCGACAGAUUGACAGAAUCUCGUAUGAAGGAUUCUUAGUGAAUGUUUUUUUAUUCGUUCCGUUAACAUUCCUAUACCAUUCGAUUCGGUACGCGAUUGAAAUUUUUGAUUAGUUGAUGUGCGCAUGCGCUUGAUGCGCUUAUUGCGCGUAUCAUGUCUGAUAGUUGAUUUUCAAAUCAGUUUAAAGAGGACGAAACUAGUUCUUAAUUAAAACAAUGUAAAUACUCCACGUAAGUGCAAAAUGAACAUUGGUAUAGGAUUUUCAUUAAAGUGUUUAGUGUUUAGAUACAAUUUUGUUGAAACAAAAAAUUUUGAUCGCGACUAAAAUCGGAAUAUUAUAUAAGGUAUGCGAAAUAGAUUAGAAAUUAGUGUUUUUUUAUUUUCUCAUAUAUUGUAACCAGUUAUUAAUAUAUAUGUAAAAGGAUUUAUAACAGUUUAGGAAUCUCAUAUUGAUUAAUUAAUGGAAAUUUUGUAUAUAAUAUUAUAUAUAAAAUAAAUGCUAUGAAUACAGGCUGUGUUGCAAUUAUGCUCUCUAUGUAGAAAAGCUAUAAUUAUAUUAAGGACUUGUUUAUUUUUUUUUAUAUAACUAAAUUCGAAACAUAUCAGAUUAUCAGGAUUUGUU
Molecule: messenger RNA, 2611 nt
Organism: Nymphalis io (European peacock)
Lineage: Eukaryota; Metazoa; Arthropoda; Insecta; Lepidoptera; Nymphalidae
Gene: 26-29-p
Product: digestive cysteine proteinase 2
Exons: 15
Coding region: 83-1744 (553 amino acids)
Biological process (GO): immune response
Cellular component (GO): lysosome
Molecular function (GO): cysteine-type endopeptidase activity
Source: RefSeq, a predicted model, not a curated record